Messenger RNA from Acanthopagrus latus (yellowfin seabream), 3043 nucleotides. RefSeq lists its product as uncharacterized. The transcript has 2 exons. The record is from RefSeq and is a predicted model, not a curated record. The coding region runs from base 206 to 1009 and encodes 267 amino acids. Lineage: Eukaryota; Metazoa; Chordata; Actinopteri; Spariformes; Sparidae.
CUCAGUCUGCACUUAAUGUGAGUUACAGCCUCCACUGUUGGAUACUUCCCACAUCCUGACGUCAGCUGGAUGUGUGAUUUUUCCUCCCCAUCCCAGCCUCAGACUGACGCAUUCACAUAUCAGCUCUUCAGCAGCAACUUGAGCCGCACACACAUCCGCACAUGAACACCACCACCAUGCUCCCUGAGACUGUCCUCCAGCAGUGAUGCCUGCCGUCAGCCCUCCUGCCCCUCUGCUCUGUGUGCUGCUGUGUGUCUCCAUGGCUCUGCAGCGCUCUGACCUGCGCCUGGCCUACGUCACCCACAACAGCUUCUUCUACUACUCCUGCAGCCAGGACCCUCAGCCCUGCAGCGUCUCCUCACUCGCCGACUGCAAGUGCAAGGACAUCCAGCUGUCCUCGCUGCACCGCCCUCAGUCGCACUCGUCUCCUGUGUUCAGGAUGAGGCGUUUAACGAUUUGGUUCACGUCACCAUUCAACACGGCGCGUCUGCUCAACAACUCGGAGGUGAGGCAUCUCACGCUGAUCCACUGUGGCCCAGGAGGAUCCAGAGGGACGCCUUCCCCCUCCCUGGAGGGACACUUUGCCGUGCAGCACCUGGAGAGGCUGACGAUGGUGAACCUGCAGCAGAGGCCGGUUCACAGCUGUCCAGAUGCAAACAGAGCCAAGAACACAGACACGGACAGAGAAAACGGUGCUCGCCUGGACUCAAAUAGAUACAACCGGGAGAGAGACACAAACCUGCAUCUGAUUGCGGACCUGAAGAAGGAAUCCUCUGUGUUUUCCUCCCCCCAGAUCCAAGACAUCCUUCUGGGCAGGGAGCUGGGGGCGGCAUAUCACGAACAGGCCCGUCUGGGAGUCAUCCACAGCUCUGUGCUGGAGUGGGGAGCAGUCGUCAAAGCCUACACAGUCCAGACUCACAUAGACACUGACGGCAUGCUGCCCUUCCCUGACCUCCACCUGCCAAAACUACCAGAGACAUCCGUCAUAUAUGUCAGCUUUGUCUAUUGACACCAAGGAGGUAACGGGGGGAUAUGAUUCAGAGAUCAGCACCUGCAGACAGGCACUUUCUUGCUCCCUUGAGUUCCCAUAUUUUGUAUUGAAUUUAAGAAUUUUGAGUCUGUUUUAUUGCAGACACGACAGGCAAAGACAUUGUUUUUCAUGCACCGGUUAAACUAGAAAUUUUGGACUGUUUUUCUUCCAUGAUCUUAUUUCAGAGACGUGGAAAGAAAAGCUCUAAAAUCACAUUUAGGUGUAAAUUUUUGUCAUUAUUUCUGUUCCAGAAAUGAAGGCAAAUUAGCACAUUUCUAAUGAGAUAGUGCCUCAUUAUCACAGAAGACCAAAAAAACUAAUUACAACUGUAUUCAUGUAAGUAAUUAGCGAAGAUUUCAUGGUGAUAUCUAUUUUUUGUUUGUUUGUUUUUGUUUCUUUUACAUUAUUCACCAUUUCCGCCAAAGAAAGUGCAAGAAAGACAUUUCCUCAAAAUGAGUUUUUGGUUGUUUUUUUUUUGUUAUAUUCUGAGCCAGAAAUCUUCAAAUCAGCUCACACCAAAACUUUCCAGCUUUACUCCUAUCUAUAUUCUGAAGGAUUCUAUAGAGGGGUUUGUUCAUAUAUCAACCCACAGCUUGAUUUAUAGAACAUUUUAUUCAUAUCAAAAUUGCAACAGCAAAAAAAGGAAUGGUUGUUUUUUAUUGUCGUGGUUUGUUCACCUUUCUGUUCUGGAAAUGAAGGGAAACUGGAGCAUCUUUCAGUAGAUAAUGCCAUAUUUACAUGUUUAAACAACAUUUCAGAAAAAUUGUAACACAAAAAAUAAUAGUUUAUAUGUCAGUAAUCAACUGGGAAGGUUUUAAGAUGAUAUGUACUUGUUUGAUUUUUACCCUAUUCACCUGCAGUGACUCUCCUCAGGUAUAUGGGAUCAUGAAUGAGUUUUCUCUCUAGAGUUAACACGAAGAAACAGAGACACAGUGAUCCUGACCUUUGGCUGUUUUCACAGCCUCCCACUAUGUUGUUUUGUCAGUUUAAGACGUAAAAACUGCCGUAAUUUUCUGAGGAAAUUAGGAAAAAGGAAAUUGGAUCUGUUUUGAGGGAUUUUUCCAUUUGUUUUUUUCUUGCGGUGACUCCCAGAGCUGAAGCACAUUUUGGCACCGAUGCUUAAACACACUCAACACAAAAUUAGAUGUUCUAGGCCAAUUGCUUUAAUCAUCAUUUCCCAAACGGCCGAAAAAACUUUGCACAGCUGUUUAUCAGCAUGUUAGAACGGAGCAUGUCAGCUAAUGAGAGACCCUCUGAGGGAGGAGACGAGCUUGCCAGCCCCCUCCAGCUGAAAGGUUCUUUGUUUCCAAAUGUUGUUUGUCUUAAAGUGACGCUGAUCAACCCCAAAUUCAAUUAAAGUGACAGGUUUAUAUAAUUCCUUUGUUUUUCCUCUUCAACACAAAGAGAGGAAAUGUGAGCUUCCACCGUGAAGUCCAUCCUGCAAAAAGCUCUGAUGCAGUUGCUGAAUUCACCACGAGUGUAACGUUGACGACUGACACUUUCCAGAUCAACGUAUACUGUGGCAUUUCUUUGCACCAGACGCUGUGAAAAGAUUCAUUGCCACAUGUGUGUCACUGAGACCAUUCAGAGUCAUGAAUGAAGAAUUUGAUUUACUUUUGUCUUGAGCUUCAAACAUGAGAGAGAAAAAAAAACGUGUCUAUCAUUGUUCAUGCUUCCAGAAUUUCACCACAAGGUGGCAGCAGAUACACGUGAGUAAACUGAGGCGGGACUGAGCUGACUGACAGCACGAGGAAAAGGUUGUCUCAUCUUCUACCUUUUAUUGAUCUGUCAUUUUUUAAGGUAUCAGGCAGACCUUUAAAUGUAACAAGUGUGUCAUGACGGAUCUCAGCACUUUAGAAUCUUGUGAGGAAUUGUGUUUUUGAGGGAUGGAGGUCUGUUUGUUGAGAGUUGAUAAAGUAUGGCCAGAUAUUUAUUUGUUUUUAAGACAUGAAUUUACAAUGGCAUGACUUGUGUUUGUUUACAAUAAAACAGAAAUAAAUGAUUUACCUAUCA